Molecule: messenger RNA, 1059 nt
Organism: Aspergillus puulaauensis
Lineage: Eukaryota; Fungi; Ascomycota; Eurotiomycetes; Eurotiales; Aspergillaceae
Gene: VPS26
Product: vacuolar protein sorting-associated protein 26
Exons: 5
Coding region: 1-1059 (352 amino acids)
Biological process (GO): retrograde transport, endosome to Golgi; intracellular protein transport
Cellular component (GO): retromer complex; endosome
Source: RefSeq, a predicted model, not a curated record
AUGACUUCCCUCUUCUUCUCAACCCCGCUUGACAUCGACGUUGUCCUUGAGGAUGGCGACGAGCGCCAGAUGGUGGAUGUCAAGCUGGAAAAGGGCCAUCGGGAGAAGGUGCCCCUUUACAUGGACGGAGAAUCAGUCAAGGGUGCUGUAACUGUCAGACCCAAGGACGGUAAACGGCUGGAACACACAGGCAUCAAAGUGCAGUUUAUCGGGACGAUAGAGAUAUUCUACGAUAGAGGCAACCACCACGAAUUCCUAUCCUUGGUCCAGGAACUCGCGGCUCCCGGCGAGCUGCAACACCCCCAAACCUUCCCCUUCAACUUCAAGAAUGUCGAGAAGCAAUACGAAUCAUACAAUGGCAUCAACGUGAAGCUACGGUAUUUUGUCCGGGUGACGGUAUCUAGGCGCAUGGCGGACGUGAUUCGAGAGAAGGACUUAUGGGUUUAUUCUUAUCGCAUGCCAGAAGAGAGCAACAACCCGAUCAAGAUGGAUGUUGGUAUCGAAGACUGCCUGCACAUAGAGUUUGAAUACUCCAAGUCGAAGUACCACCUCAAGGAUGUCAUCGUGGGACGCAUUUACUUCCUCCUGGUACGCCUGAAGAUCAAACACAUGGAGCUAUCGAUUAUUCGACGAGAAACGACUGGGACCCGGCCGAAUGAGUAUAAUGAGAGCGAGACGUUGGUGCGAUUUGAGAUCAUGGACGGAUCACCUUCUAGAGGUGAAACCAUUCCUAUUCGUUUGUUCCUUGGUGGAUUUGACUUGACGCCAACUUUCCGGGAUGUCAACAUGAAGUUUUCGACACGUUAUUAUCUGAGUUUAGUUCUCAUUGACGAAGACGCUCGUCGAUACUUCAAACAAUCCGAAAUCAUUCUCCAUCGUCUCGCUCCCGAAAUCCCCCCAACGCCUGAAGUAGCCCGGCAGCAGCAGAUCCAGAUGCGGCAGGCCGCCGAGCAAAAACACCACCAGCUCCCACCAGGCUCUGCGACUCCUGGCCCAGGAAGAGAGCAUCCAAACAACCAGCAACAAGCACAAGCAACCGCUCCUGUGGCCGCGGAGUAA